This is a messenger RNA of Colius striatus (speckled mousebird), 4107 nucleotides long. RefSeq names its product cytoplasmic polyadenylation element binding protein 4 (gene CPEB4). Gene Ontology annotation, biological process: negative regulation of cytoplasmic translation. The transcript has 8 exons. Gene Ontology annotation, molecular function: translation factor activity, RNA binding; mRNA regulatory element binding translation repressor activity; ribosome binding. Lineage: Eukaryota; Metazoa; Chordata; Aves; Coliiformes; Coliidae. The coding region runs from base 1908 to 4019 and encodes 703 amino acids. The record is from RefSeq and is a predicted model, not a curated record. Gene Ontology annotation, cellular component: synapse; nucleus; neuron projection.
AAGGGGCUCGGCAGCGGCCGGGCGGGGAGGAGGGAGGCACCGGCUGCGGCACCGAGGCAGGAAGCGGCGGCCGCUGGGGGGGGUGGGGGGAGGGGAAGGAGGCAGGAAAAUAGAAAAAAAAGAGGCAAAACAAGGCGGCAGCGGAGCCUUCGCGCGAAGGACCCACCGCGGCCAGGCUCGCCGGCUACCGAAGCGCCUCCCGACUGCCCGGAACCGGUGUCGCGGCAGCCCUCCCCCCCUUCUCCUGUCGGUGUCGUCCGCGGAGCCUCCCCCCCACCCCCCGUCCUCCUUCCACCUCCCGGCAGCAGCGCCCCCCGCAGCGACCCUGCCGGUGCCCGGCCGGCUUACAUGAGGGGGAAGGAAGCCCGCCUGGAGCCGAGAAGACGCGCAGCAGGGGAAGGACUGCUCCGAGGAGCCGCCGCCGUCACCGGACCCCGCGCCCUGGUCAGUCCGCCGGGCCCCCACUCCGCUGCGCCCAGCGGCCGAGACCCCGUCCCGUAACCUCCGGGCGAAUUGGGAGAACCGGUUAAACACCUUCCAUGGGGGAGAGAGGAGCCCGGCCCCCCGCCGCCUGCACCUUCCCCUCCCUGCCGGAGGCUGCUCCUCUCCUGAGGUAAAAAAAUAUAACCCCUCCUGCCUUUCCCCGACACCAGGACUCUUGCGAGGGAGGGGGGACACCGCGGGGCACGCCACGGAGAGCCGGGGCCCGGCGAGCCGCGCCGCCCGCUCCUGCCCCGCUGGAUGCCGAGUCCCUGAGGAGGAAACCCACACGUAACGCAUAUCUAUCACCCGGCCUCGGCCAGGGGCUCGCUCGCCCGCGGGAAGCCCACGUAUCGCGGUGGAAGGAGGCGAGCUCCGCACCAGAAACCACCCUCUCAGCAGCAGCGAGAGCGAGAAAAUCUCCUUCCCCUUCCUCCUGCACAACUCGCUGUCCCCUCCCUUCCCUUUUCCCGAACGGUGAAUGCUGAUUUCUGAGAUGAAAAUCUUCCUCUUCGGACAGCCGGGACUUAUAUGAAGGACACGCAAAUAUUGGAUCAUAAAUAAGAAGCGAGUCUGGCGAGCUCAGAAACCCAGCCCAAAAGGAGCAGCAUCAAGAAUUCACCCUUCUCCUGCACAACUCACUCCCCACCCAACACAGAGAGAAUACUAAUUUCCUGAGAUAAGAUCUUACCCCUUUAAACAACCACACACACUCAUACACACACAAACACACACUCACAGAGUGUAUAUUAUUACUAAAUAUAAUCGGCUCAACACAGCGGCACGGGGAAAAAGCCUCUUCUGCAACUCACUCCCCCUUUUCACCUUUCUGAAUGCUGAGAUCUUGAGGUAAAUUUUUCCCUUACCCACGGCAAAGACUCUUUUGGAACAGGACACAAAAUAUAUAUUAGAUUAUAGAGAUGUAUUAAAUUAUUCCAGAUUUAAAUCUAUUUUUUGCUGCCAAGGGGUCGGGGGACCAGACGUCAUUGUAUAUAUUAGGUUUUUUUUCUUCUCUCUUAACUCAUUUAUGGGCGAGUUAAGGCUGCUGAGGAGGAAGAAAACAGGAUAGUUAGAAUCUCUUUAUCCUUAUUCCCCAUAAGCUUUUUCUCUCAUUGCUGUGCAUUUCCUUUAGAAAAAAAGGAAACCUCUUAUUUUGUGAACCAAAGAUCUAUUUUUCCCUUCCUCUUGGCCAAAGGAAGGAAACGGACAGAAAUUGACACAUUGAAAUUGCUGAAGAGAUCUGUCUUGUGCAAAAAAAAACCCCAACAAACAUCUUUAUCCAAAUCUGAAAUAAAUAGAGUGGAGGGAGAAACUGGAGUAUCUAGCUAAACCCAGGAUACUUGCUAAUCUUGCCUCGGAAGAGGACAAGGUAAACACUAAACAUCAACUUCUUCUUGCAGGGAGGAUUCCAACCCUAAAGAUAAUAAAUGGGGGAUUACGGGUUUGGAGUGUUAGUGCAAAACAACACUGGAAGUAAGUCAGCUUUUCCAGUCAGAUUUCAUCCACAUCUGCAGCCUCCACACCAUCAUCAAAAUGCAACCCCCAGCCCCGCUGCUUUUAUAAAUAAUAACACAGCUGCCAAUGGCAGCAGUGCUGGGUCAGCUUGGCUCUUUCCUGCUCCAGCUGCCCAUAAUAUUCAGGAUGAGAUUCUGGGGUCAGAAAAAUCUAAAACUCAGCAACAGGAAAAGCAAGAGUCCCUAGAAAAACAGCAGCUUUCUCCUGGUCAAAGUCAGGAAGCAGGCAUGCUCUCUGAACCCGAGAAAACUAAAACUGAAGAAAAUCCAGGCGAUAAUUCUUCAGAGAACAGCAAUGGGAAGGAGAAAAUAAGAAUAGAAUCGCCGGUGUUAACAGGAUUUGAUUAUCAAGAGGCUUCGGGGCUAGGUACUUCGACGCAGCCCCUGACAUCCACUGCGUCUUCUCUGACUGGUUUUAGUAACUGGUCUGCAGCGAUAGCUCCUUCUUCUUCUACAAUAAUCAAUGAAGAUGCAAGCUUUUUUCACCAGGGAGGGGUCCCUGCUGCCUCGGCUAAUAACGGUGCUCUGCUGUUUCAGAAUUUUCCACAUCACGUCAGCCCUGGCUUUGGCGGUAGCUUUUCCCCCCAAAUUGGACCCCUCUCUCAACACCACCCUCAUCACCCCCAUUUUCAGCAUCAUCACAAUCAGCAUCAGCAACAGAGGAGGUCUCCUGCAAGUCCUCAUCCACCUCCAUUCACACAUAGAAAUGCUGCUUUUAAUCAGUUGCCUCAUUUGGCUAAUAAUCUUAACAAGCCACCUUCUCCAUGGAGCAGCUACCAAAGUCCAUCGCCUACACCAUCUUCCUGGAGCCCCGGUGGCGGUGGAUACGGUGGGUGGGGUGGAUCCCAAGGUCGGGACCACCGCAGGGGACUGAAUGGAGGGAUAACACCCUUGAACUCCAUCUCACCCUUAAAGAAGAAUUUUCCAAGUAAUCAUAUCCAGUUGCAGAAAUAUCCUCGACCCAGCUCAGCUUUUGCUCCGAAAUCGUGGAUGGAAGACAGUUUGAAUAGAGCUGACAACAUUUUUCCUUUUCAGGAUCGCACAAGGACUUUUGACAUGCAUUCACUGGAGAACUCGCUAAUUGACAUAAUGAGAGCUGAAAAUGAUUCACUGAAAGGUCAGUCUUCACUGUUUCCAAUGGAAGACGGGUUCUUGGACGAUGGACGUGGGGAUCAAACCCUUCACAGUGGUUUAGGAUCACCUCACUGCUUCUCCCAUCAGAAUGGAGAAAGAGUGGAACGGUAUUCCCGGAAAGUCUUUGUCGGCGGACUGCCACCAGAUAUUGAUGAAGAUGAGAUCACUGCUAGUUUUCGUCGCUUUGGACCUUUGAUUGUGGACUGGCCACACAAAGCAGAGAGCAAAUCUUAUUUUCCUCCUAAAGGAUAUGCAUUUUUGCUGUUCCAAGAUGAAAGCUCUGUACAGGCACUGAUUGAUGCAUGUAUUGAAGAAGAUGGAAAACUCUAUCUUUGUGUUUCCAGCCCCACUAUCAAAGACAAACCGGUUCAGAUCCGGCCUUGGAACCUUAGUGAUAGUGAUUUUGUUAUGGAUGGUUCACAGCCUCUUGACCCACGAAAAACCAUUUUUGUUGGUGGUGUUCCUCGGCCUUUACGAGCAGUGGAACUUGCAAUGAUAAUGGAUCGUCUGUACGGAGGGGUGUGCUAUGCUGGAAUCGACACAGACCCUGAGCUGAAGUACCCAAAAGGAGCUGGGCGGGUUGCGUUUUCUAAUCAACAGAGUUACAUAGCUGCUAUCAGCGCUCGCUUUGUUCAGCUGCAGCAUGGAGAGAUAGAUAAACGGGUGGAAGUUAAGCCAUAUGUCUUGGAUGAUCAGCUUUGCGAUGAAUGUCAGGGGGCCCGUUGCGGUGGAAAAUUCGCUCCAUUUUUCUGUGCUAACGUUACCUGUCUGCAGUAUUACUGUGAAUAUUGCUGGGCUGCUAUCCAUUCACGCGCUGGCAGGGAGUUCCACAAGCCCCUGGUGAAGGAGGGAGGAGAUCGCCCAAGACAUAUUUCAUUCCGCUGGAACUAAAUGAUCACUGCAGUGCUCAUAUGCAGGCCUCAAAUUAAGUGCACUCUUCUGUUAUCCUGAUUGUCCCUACCCCCCACCCUCCCCUUUC